GGAUGUCUCUGUAAGGCUUGAGCAAUCCUUGUGGACUCUUCCCUCCUUUGUUUUCAACCCCGCCUUGGCCUAUGAAAUUGAUGGCCAGAGAACACUCAAGCGUCCAGUGCUCCAGUCAUCUCUAUCCUUCCCUGAGGAGCCACUAAAUCCUCAGGAAGAUCUACUAUCACUAGGAGAAACUCAGGCAGAAAUGGCAAGGCUGCUGUUUCCCUUAAGUUCCGUUUGUGGACGCUCAGCGUCUUAACACUGCUCCCAGAUACUGCGCCCCUAUCGUGGCUCCUGGCUAGGUGCAACCCACAUUCGAACUGUUAAGAUUGGGGGCGGGGCUUGGCUAGGCAGGUCCAGGAUGCGAGAUCCUGGAGAAAAGAAAAGGUGUAGUGUUUGGGGCCAUCAACGGGCUACGCUGGCUUGGCACGGCUGAGCUCUUCGGAACAGGUAAUACCCAGUGGGGAGCCUGUUGGUCUGAGCCAGAGAUAAGGCUGGAGGAGAGAGCUCCGGGUGACAGAAGCAUGGAUUUCAGAACCCCUGACCUGCUGGAUGUGUGGCUGGAGCCCCCAGAAGAUGUCUUCUCAACAGGAUCCUUCCUGGAGCUGGGACUCUCUCUACCUCCAGAGGGCCCAGUAACUAGGCUGCAAGAACAGGGGCUGCAAGGCUGGGAGUCCAGUGGGGGCCAUGGCUGUGGUCUUCAAGAGAGUGAGUCUGAAGAUUUCCUGAAGCUUUUCAUUGAUCCCAAUGAAGUGUACUGCUCAGAAGCAUCUCCUGGCAGUGACAGUGGAAUCUCUGAGGAUCCUGGCCAUCCAGACAGUCCCCCUGCCCUGAAGCCACCCAGUUCCCCUGCCCUCUAUGAGGUUGUCUAUGAGACAGGAGCCCUGGAGAGGAUGCAGGAGGAAGCUGGGACAGCUGUAGGGUUCAUUUCCAUCCAACUAGAUCAAUGGAGCCCACCAUUUAUGGUGCCUGAUGCCUGCGUGGUCAGUGAGCUACCUGCUGACACUCAUGCGCACAUCCUGCCCAGAGCGGGCACUGUAAACCCAGUGCCUCCUGCAGCCCUGCUGCCCUGUCCAACCUUGUUCCUGACAGAUGAGGAGAAGCGUCUGCUGGGACAGGAAGGGGUUUCCCUACCCUCUCACCUGCCCCUCACUAAGGCAGAGGAGAGGGUCCUCAAGAAGGUCAGGAGGAAAAUUCGUAACAAGCAGUCAGCUCAGGACAGUCGGCGACGGAAGAAAGAGUACAUCGAUGGACUGGAGAGCAGGGUGGCUGCCUGUUCUGCACAGAACCAGGAACUACAGAAGAAAGUCCACGAGCUGGAGAGACACAACAUCUCCCUGGUGACUCAGCUCCGCCAGCUGCAGAUGCUUAUUGUUCAAACUUCCAACAAAGCUGCCCAGACUAGCACUUGUGUUCUGAUCCUUCUUUUCUCCUUGGCUCUCAUCAUCCUGCCCAGUUUCAGCCCCUUUCAGGGCCUACCAGAAGCUGGGCCUGAGGAUUACCAGCCUCAUGGAGGUGAGAGGCAAAGGCAGGAAGGGAUUCUGUUUUCCAGGGUAGUCAAGAGGUGGGAGGGAGAUCCUGUUCUGUCUAGGAUCCCCCAACCAAGGGACCACUAUACUACUGCCCUUUUCCUUCACCCCACAGUGAUUUCCAGAAACAUCCUGACUCACAAGGACAUGACAGAAAAUCUGGAGAACCCUGUGGUAGAGUCUAGAUUGGAGGGGCCACCUGGGGCCAAGGGUGCAAAUGGCUCAACACAGACACUGCUUGAGAAGGAAAGGAGGGCAGGGCCCAACAGACACAUCAGAACUGUGCUGCACGCAGAUGAGAUGUGAGCUGUAACACUUCCUGGCCCACUUCCCAUUCACAAUAAGGAAUUCAGGGCUCCGCUGUGGUCCUGCUUCCCACCUGGAAUUCCCAUUCAGGGUUCUCUGGCCUCAGGGCUCAGGAUACUCUAGAUGUCUGAGCUCAGUCUGCCUAUGUGAGGGGGUACCUCAAAUACUUUUGUUAUGUAUCUGUGGUUUUAUUUCUUCUUUGGAGAUAGGGUUAAGGGGAAACAGACCUUUUGGCUGAGAAAUAAACUUUUUGUUUUUUUGCUGAAA
Messenger RNA from Camelus dromedarius (Arabian camel), 2087 nucleotides. It is a transcript of the gene CREB3L4, whose product is annotated as cAMP responsive element binding protein 3 like 4. Bases 510 to 1820 code for a protein of 436 amino acids. Gene Ontology annotation, cellular component: nucleus. The record is from RefSeq and is a predicted model, not a curated record. The transcript is spliced from 9 exons. Gene Ontology annotation, molecular function: RNA polymerase II cis-regulatory region sequence-specific DNA binding; DNA-binding transcription factor activity, RNA polymerase II-specific. Gene Ontology annotation, biological process: regulation of transcription by RNA polymerase II. NCBI's taxonomy places the organism in Eukaryota, Metazoa, Chordata, Mammalia, Artiodactyla, Camelidae.